UACACUGAAAACCAUUCGAGAUAUAAUAAUGUUAUUGUAAUAUUCUAGCAGCCUAUGAUUGGUCAAGAGUUUCUAGAUUUUGACUCAUUUUCACCAUUCAUUCUAUAUAUAAUUCCCCAUAUUUUUUGAAAAACCAAAGUGUGAGGAUAUUGAGACAAAGAUCAAAGAUUCAUAAUGAUGAUAAACUCUAGGAUUAUGAACAUCAAUAUAUGGUUUGUUGGUUUGAUUAUGUUGUUUGCUAUGACACAUGGGAGAGGAAUUGAUUCAGAAUUUAGAGUGAAAGCAGUUAGUCUUGGUGGUUGGUUGGUAACUGAAGGUUGGAUGAAACCUUCUCUCUUUGAUGCCAUUCCAAAUAAAGACUUUUUGGAUGGAACUGGUCUUCAGUUCAAAUCAGUGACAACAGGGAAAUAUCUAUGUGCAGAGUCUGGAGGAGGCACUAUUCUUGUUGCAAACCGCACAAGUGCUUCAAGUUGGGAAACAUUUAGAUUGUGGAGGCUAAAUGAGGAAACUUUCCGGUUCAGGGUUUUCAACAAACAGUUUGUAGGCUUAGAUGAGAUCAAAGCUGUUGCAGUUACCAAUAGUUCCACUGAGUCUGAAACUUUCCAUAUUGUUAAGCAAAAUGAUAAUUCAACCCUUGUUCGAAUCAAAGCAUCAAAUGGAUACUACUUGCAGGCAAAAUCAGAGGAGUUGGUGACAGUUGAUGUUUCAGAGGUUAGAGGAUGGGAAGAUAAUGACCCAACUGUUUUUGAAUUGACAAUUGCUGCAAGAUUGCAAGGUGAUUUCCAGAUAGCAAAUGGUUAUGGCCCUACAAAAGCUGCACAAGUUAUGAAGGAGCAUUGGAGCACUUUUAUAGUUGAAGAGGAUUUCAAGUUCAUAUCUAGUAAUGGAUUAAAUGCAGUUAGAAUUCCAGUGGGUUGGUGGAUAGCAAGUGACCCAACUCCACCAUGGCCUUACGUUGGAGGUUCAUUGCACUCACUAGACAGUGCUUUCUCAUGGGCCCAAAAAUAUGGAUUGAAAAUCAUUAUUGAUCUUCAUGCUGCACCUGGUUCUCAAAAUGGUUUUCAACAUAGCUCGACAAGAGACGGAUCACAAGAAUGGGGAAAAUCAGAUGAAAACAUCCAACAAACUGUUGAUGUUAUAAGUUUCCUAACUGCAAGGUAUGCAAAAAGUCCUAGCCUAUAUGCAAUUGAGCUCUUAAACGAACCACUGUCUCCUGGUGUGACACUUGAGAUCUUGAACAAAUAUUAUAAAGCUGGUUAUGAUGUGGUGCGGAAACACUCGACCACGGCUUAUGUGGUUAUGUCGAAUAGACUUGGACCAUCAGAGCACAAGGAACUCUUUCCUCUUGCUAAUGGUUUUACGCGGUCCGUGAUUGAUGUCCAUUACUACAACAUUUUUGAUGAUUCGUUUGAAAACAUGACUGCACAACAGAACAUUGAUUUUAUUUACAACAACCGCUCAUCAGAUUUGAGUUUUAUUACAACAUCAAAUGGUCCUCUUACUUUUGUUGGCGAAUGGGUUUCUGAUUGGCGAGUUAAGAAUGCUACGAAGGAAGACUUCCAGAGAUUUGGCAAGGCCCAAAUUGAUGUUUUCGGUCGAGCAACAUUUGGUUGGGCUUACUGGGCUUUUAAGAAUGCAAACCUGCAUUGGAGUCUUGAGUGGAUGAUUAAUAAUGGUUACAUAAAGCUUUAGAAAGUUGUUUCUAUAUCCUAAAAAAAUAAAAUUAGAUUCAACUUAGUUUUGGGACUUGUAGUUCUUUGUGAUUUUUUAUGGGUUCUUUGUGAUCCACAAAGGAAGAAACAAAUAGAUUGUUUCAUAAAGAAGAUUGAAAAUAGUGAUCCUUACUAGAAAUGUAUAAUUCGACUGUUGCUAUCACGGGAAUCUAUAUUGAAUCCAAAAAAAAAAAAAAAAUUUAGUAAAUC
This is a messenger RNA of Vicia villosa (hairy vetch), 1922 nucleotides long. Its product is annotated as probable glucan 1,3-beta-glucosidase A. NCBI's taxonomy places the organism in Eukaryota, Viridiplantae, Streptophyta, Magnoliopsida, Fabales, Fabaceae. The record is from RefSeq and is a predicted model, not a curated record. The coding region runs from base 175 to 1692 and encodes 505 amino acids. Gene Ontology annotation, biological process: cell migration; actin filament bundle assembly; establishment or maintenance of cell polarity. Gene Ontology annotation, cellular component: cytoplasm; actin cytoskeleton. Gene Ontology annotation, molecular function: actin filament binding; hydrolase activity, hydrolyzing O-glycosyl compounds. The transcript is spliced from 7 exons.